This is a messenger RNA of Dimorphilus gyrociliatus, 1323 nucleotides long. Lineage: Eukaryota; Metazoa; Annelida; Polychaeta; Dinophilidae. The record is from the annotation of a GenBank genome assembly.
AACGAUUUCAUCUACCGGAAGUCCAGGAAAGGAUUGCAAAUAAGCACUAGAAAUUCGUUUAAUUACUACCCGCUUAAGCAUUGUUAUAAGUUCAAAGAAAACUAUUAUCGAACAUAAAGUUGUCGUCUAUGCAAGCGUUUUAAAUAAAAUGCUUGACGGAAUCUAAAAAAGAGAGCUUAAGAAAAAUCAGUUAUGCCCCGUUAUCAGUCGUCUCAGUUCUACACCGUUCAAAUAGGAGAUUCAACAUUUACCAUAUUGAAAAGGUAUCAAAAUUUAAAGACUAUUGGUUCGGGAGCUCAAGGAAUAGUUUGUGCCGCAUAUGAUUCAGAAUCCCUGCGAAAUGUCGCUAUUAAAAAGUUAAGUAGGCCAUUUCAGAAUGUUACCCACGCUAAACGAGCUUAUAGGGAAUUCGUUCUAAUGCAGUUGGUUAAUCAUAAGAAUAUUAUUGGAUUGCUGAACGCUUUUACACCCCAGAGAAGCCUUGAAGAAUUCCAGGAUGUCUAUCUGGUAAUGGAAUUAAUGGAUGCCAACCUCUGCCAAGUUAUCCAAAUGGAUCUCGAUCAUGAGCGAAUGUCAUAUCUUUUAUACCAGAUGCUUUGUGGAAUUAAACACCUUCAUGAUGCUGGCAUUAUACAUCGCGAUCUCAAACCUUCAAAUAUCGUUGUUAAAGCCGACUGUACAUUAAAAAUUCUCGAUUUUGGUCUUGCGAGAACGGCCGCUACCUCGACAUUUAUGAUGACACCCUAUGUUGUAACAAGGUACUACAGGGCUCCAGAGGUGAUACUCGGUAUGGGAUAUGCCGAAAAUGUAGAUAUUUGGAGUGUUGGUUGUAUAAUGGGUGAAAUGAUUAGAGGUGGAGUUAUGUUUCCCGGUUCUGAUCACAUCGAUCAAUGGAAUAAGAUAAUUGAACAAUUGGGCACCCCAAGCCGAUCUUUCAUAAGCCGCUUGCAAGAGACAGUACGAAAUUAUGUUGAAAACCGCCCUGUCCAUAGAGGAUAUUCUUUUGAACGUCUAUUCCCGGAUGUUCUUUUUCCGCAAGAUUCCAGCGAACACGCCGGAUUAAAGGCUGCUAAUGCGAGGGAUCUUUUACAAAAGAUGUUGGUUAUUGAUCCACUGAGGAGGAUAUCAGUUAAAGACGCACUCAAGCAUCCAUAUAUCAACGUUUGGUAUGAUGAAAGUGAAGUGAAUGCUCCUCCACCUCCCAAGUACGAUCACGCUGACGAAUGUGAGAAAACCGUAGAGGAAUGGAAGGCAUGUAUCUAUCAUAAGGUGGAGGAGUAUGAAACUCUGUCUGCCGGAUCAUCUGCUGGGGCUGGUGUUUAG